Miniopterus natalensis is the source of this 936-nucleotide messenger RNA. Its product is annotated as olfactory receptor 51A7-like. Gene Ontology annotation, biological process: G protein-coupled receptor signaling pathway. Gene Ontology annotation, molecular function: G protein-coupled receptor activity; olfactory receptor activity. Gene Ontology annotation, cellular component: plasma membrane. Lineage: Eukaryota; Metazoa; Chordata; Mammalia; Chiroptera; Miniopteridae. The record is from RefSeq and is a predicted model, not a curated record.
AUGUACAUCUUCAAUACCUCUGAAAUUUCUACCUUCUUCCUGAUUGGGAUCCCAGGGAUGGAGCAUGCCAACAUUUGGGUCUCCAUCCCCAUUUGCCUCAUGUACCUUGUUGCCAUCCUGGGGAACUGUACCAUCCUAUUUUUCAUAAAAACAGAGACUUCUCUUCAUGAACCCAUGUACUAUUUUCUCUCCAUGUUGGCUAUCUCUGACCUUGGGUUGUCCCUCUCCUCUCUGCCUACCAUGCUAAGGAUAUUGUUAUUCAAUGCUCCAGGAAUUUCUCCAGAUGCCUGUAUUGCCCAAGAGUUUUUUAUUCACGGAUUCUCAGCUAUGGAAUCAUCGGUCCUCCUCAUCAUGUCUUUUGAUCGUUUUAUUGCCAUUUGCAAUCCUCUGAGAUAUACCUCCAUUCUGACCAGUGCCAGAGUCACCAAAAUUGGAUUUGCUUUUUCUCUCAAAAAUGCUUUGUUGGUCCUCCCUUUCCCUUUCACAUUAAAACGUCUAAGGUACUGUAAGAAAAACCUCCUUUCCCAUUCCUACUGCCUGCAUCAGGAUGUCAUGAAGCUGGCCUGCUCUGACAACAAGGUCAAUGUCAUCUAUGGCUUAUUUGUGGCUCUCACAGGCAUCCUAGACAUAGCAUUUAUUUCCAUGUCCUACGUGCUGAUUCUGAAAGCAGUAUUGAGCAUAGCAUCACAGAAGGAAAGGUUCAAGGUCCUCAACACAUGUGUCUCCCAUAUCUGUGCUGUACUCAUCUUCUAUGUUCCCAUUAUCUCCCUAUCUGUCAUCUACAGGUUUGCCAAACACAGUUCCCCAAUUAUUAAGAUUCUCACGGCUGAUGUUUUCCUCCUGGUGCCUCCAUUGAUGAACCCCAUUGUAUACUGUGUGAAGAACCAACAGAUAAGAAAUCUGGUUUUAGGAAAAUUGUGUCAAAAACACAGCUAA